Peromyscus eremicus (cactus mouse) is the source of this 1575-nucleotide messenger RNA. RefSeq names its product cytochrome P450 4F6-like. Gene Ontology annotation, molecular function: heme binding; oxidoreductase activity, acting on paired donors, with incorporation or reduction of molecular oxygen; iron ion binding. The record is from RefSeq and is a predicted model, not a curated record. Lineage: Eukaryota; Metazoa; Chordata; Mammalia; Rodentia; Cricetidae. The transcript has 12 exons. The coding region runs from base 1 to 1575 and encodes 524 amino acids.
AUGCUACAGCUGAGCCUGUCCUGGCUGGGUCUGGGGCCUGUGGCUGCCUCCCCAUGGCAGCUUCUGCUGCUAGGUGGGGCCUCCUGGAUUCUGGCCCGAAUUCUGGCCUGGCUCUAUUCCUUGUAUGACAACUCCUGCCGGCUCCACUGCUUCCCUCAGCCCCCUUCACAGCACUGGUUUUGGCGUCACAUGGGCAUGAUCCAGAACAAUGAGGAGGGCCUGCAGCUGAUGACUGAAAUGGGCCACCACUUCCAUGAUGUCUACCUCUGUUGGUUUGGGGCUUUCUACCCGAUCCUGACACUCACCCACCCCAAGUUCAUUGCCCCCGUGCUCCAGGCCCCAGCUGCAGUGGCCCCUAAGGAAAUGACUUUCUAUGGUUUCCUGAAGCCAUGGCUGGGGGAUGGGCUGUUGGUGAGUGCUGGUGAGAAAUGGAGUCACCAUCGUCAUCUGCUGACACCCGCCUUCCACUUUGACAUCCUGAAGCCCUAUGUGAAGAUUUUUAACAAGAGCGUGAACAUCUUGCAUGCCAAGUGGCGGCGCCUGACCACCAAGGGCAGCGCCCGUCUGGACAUGUUUGAGCACAUCAGCCUCAUGACAUUGGACAGUCUGCAGAAAUGUGUCUUCAGCUUUGACAGCAACUGUCAGGAGUCUCCCAGCGAAUACAUUGCUGCCAUUUUGGAGCUCAGCUCCCUCAUAAUGAAACGGCACCACCAGCUCUUCCUGUAUAUGGACUUCCUGUACUACCUCACUCCUGAUGGGAGGCGCUUCCGCAAGGCCUGUGACGUGGUGCACAACUUCACAGAUGCUGUCAUUCAGGAGAGGCGUAGUAGCCUUGCUAGCCAGGGUGUUGAUGACUUCCUCAAGGCCAAGAAGAGGUCUAAGACGUUAGACUUCAUCGAUGUGCUCUUGCUGGCCAAGGACGAUCAUGGAAAGGAGCUGUGUGAUGAGGACAUCCGGGCAGAGGCUGACACCUUCAUGUUUGGAGGCCAUGACACCACAGCCAGUGCACUCUCCUGGACCCUGUACAACCUGGCGAGGCACCCGGAAUACCAGGAGCGCUGCCGGCAGGAGGUGCGGGAGCUGCUGAGGGACCGAGAGCCUGAGGAGAUUGAAUGGGACGACCUGGCCCAGCUGCCCUUCCUGACCAUGUGCAUUAAGGAGAGUCUGCGGCUGCAUCCUCCGGUCACGAUGAUCUCCCGCUGCUGCACCCAGGACGUUGUGCUCCCAGAUGGCCGGAUCAUCCCUAAAGGGAACGACUGUAUCAUCAGCAUCUUUGGGGUUCAUCACAGCCCUUCAGUCUGGCCAGACCCUGAGGUCUAUGACCCCUUCCGCUUUGAUCCAGAAAACCCUCAGAAGAGGUCACCGCUGGCUUUUAUUCCCUUCUCUGCCGGGCCCAGGAACUGCAUAGGACAGACUUUCGCCAUGAGCGAGAUGAAGGUGGCGCUGGCACUCACCCUGCUGCGCUUCCGCGUCCUGCCGGACGACAAGGAGCCGCGCCGGAAGCCGGAGCUGAUCCUGCGCGCAGAGGGCGGGCUGUGGCUGCGGGUGGAGCCGCUGAGCAUAGGCGCUCAGUGA